AAGUGACUAGGCUAUAGAACCUUCUUGAGAAUCGAGAGGAACAGGCCUCAAGGGAGGAAUUUUGCGACGAGGUUCCAUCUUGCAAUGGCGAUGUUAACCAGGACCGCGCAGUUGUGCAUUCUGGGUAGGCUUCUGGAGGGCUUCCAAGUGGCUUCUCGGGGUCCCUGUAGAUCUGUUGCGUGCGGAAGAAGACCCUGUGCAUAAGAGCUUCGCGUUUCAUUGUGAGCUUGGAAGAUCGGAGAGGUGUUUGUUGUGAUUUGUGUGAAGAUUAUUACUUUUGUUGCAUUGGGCAAGCUUUAGAUUCGAAAACAAGGGCACCGGCCUUCUGAUUUGCGCAGCACCUUUUCUGUCAAACUGAAAAUUGCGUGGAAGACGGUGAUCCGAAUUUGAUCGCAUCAGUUGUGCGCUGCGGAGUAGGGGGUCAAGGAAAAUGGCACAGAAGAGCCCCUAUUUGAAGCAAAGAGAUGGCAAUGGGAGCGGCUUGAGAGUUGGAUACACCGUGGAUGACCAGGAGCACGAUAAACAGCCACUAGACCCUGGCCUUCCUCUCUUACAGCAUGCCGAUCUGGAAGACAAAAUUGUCCUCCUCCGUGUUGACCACAAUGUCGUCAAAAAAGGAAAAAUAUUGGAUCAGUAUCGUAUCGACGUGACAUUGGCCACUAUGUACAACAUCAUUGAACGCGGUGGCAGACUCAUCAUUAUGACUCACGUUGGGCGUCCAUACGACAAAAAAACAAAAACCCUGGUCGUCAAGCAAGAUGAUGCAGUGGAUGCAGUGGUGGGAUACUUGCAACGAAAGCUGCGCAUCAAGUUUGCGGUACCUAAGUUCCAUGUUUUUGAGAAAGAGGGGAUUCACGACGUUGAUACCUCUAUCAACUGGUUAAUUCAAGACUUGCGAGCUCGCAAAAUUGGUGGCAUCUACCUUCCAAAUACUCGUUGGUUUGCAGGAGAAGAAGAUAAAGGUGAAAAAAUGGAGCGCCUAGCAGUGCAGCUAGCUGCGUUAGCUGAUGUAUAUGUAAACGAUGCCUUCGGCUCAUGGCAACCACACACCUCUACUUAUCAUGUUGCGAAAUAUCUGCCCUCCUUCGCUGGCCUUUGUAUGCAGGACGAGCUGUCCAACGUAAGGGCGGUACUGGAACCAAAGAGACCGUUCCUUGCAAUAGUUGCUGGUGCAAAGUAUGAUACCAAAAUAGGUCCGCUGGCAGCGAUUUACAAGAGAGUGGACCAUCUCAUACUCGGUGGGCUCAUCUACAAUACAUUUUUGUGCGCCAAGUACGGUGUAAAGAUCAAGGGUGUGGAGGACUCCGACAUUGCAUUAGCAAAAGAUCUCGUGGAACAGGACAAAAAUGAGAGAAAAAUUCUGGAAUUGCCUUACUUAGUGGAAUCCGAUACGUUGGAGGGCCGCAUCGAAGGAAAGUUUCGAACAGUCCACACCAAGGACUUCAAGCCAGGACAGGAGUUCCAAUUUAUUUUGGAUGUAGACCCUGCAUCUUUCGAGGAUCCGGAAGUUCUAGAGGGGCUCGCCUCUGCAAAAACAAUAUUUGUUAACGCCGUUAUGGGCCUGAUGCCAACGUUUUGGCACGGAACUAGCAAAAUGGAUGAAACUAUUGACAACAAUCGCACUGCUCAAAAAUUCUUUGGUGGAGGUGACACUCUCCAGGAAUUUAAAAGUUUGCACCCAGGUUUGUACCAUGCUGCGCUGGACAGUCCCAAGUACUACAUGUUCACUGGAGGAGGUACCGUUCUUAAGGUGUUGGAGGAAGCCGAUCCCUUCGGCCUGCCCACUGUAAAAGCACUUUUAGCAAAUGGAGAGGCGUUUGGGUAUCAAAAUUGGCGUAACGCCUCUGCAAUGUAGCACUGGCUGCAAACUGGUUCAAGUUGAUGGGGUCAAAUUUUACUUUGAAGUGAAAGUACUUACAUUCUUGAGAGCAGCAUGACCUACAAGUAACCAAGAGAACUUAAGUGUAAGCGAGGCAAAUAGUUAAUGAAUUUUGUUGACCAGUAGCUACGAGUUCAUGUGAUCAGCAGAAGGGGGCGCUUUGGAUUUUACAGUCUGAGAAAAUACACGCACAUACGCAAUCACUUUGUUCAUCUGUUUUGUAAAGUUGCACUCUUCGUCCAAGUGCUCAGACCAUGAAAAGUCUAGCAUAACAGGAAAGUGGAUUGGUAUAACAGGAGCAUAGAGAGUACUGUAUUUUCUACCUUUCUACUUACUUAGUAAGAAGCCUUAACCAUUGUAAGCAUAUUUAGCAUCACUGCCAGAAUUUAGAGAUGCCGAUGAAUAGAGUUCAGCAUGCAGUCCGACCCACUGUUUUUGGACCCUUGGAAUAAACUCUUCAUAAUCUAAAAUAAAAA
Messenger RNA from Physcomitrium patens, 2355 nucleotides. RefSeq lists its product as uncharacterized. Gene Ontology annotation, cellular component: cytosol. Gene Ontology annotation, molecular function: phosphoglycerate kinase activity; ATP binding; ADP binding. The record is from RefSeq and is a predicted model, not a curated record. Gene Ontology annotation, biological process: glycolytic process; gluconeogenesis. NCBI's taxonomy places the organism in Eukaryota, Viridiplantae, Streptophyta, Bryopsida, Funariales, Funariaceae.